Messenger RNA from Bursaphelenchus okinawaensis, 1539 nucleotides. NCBI's taxonomy places the organism in Eukaryota, Metazoa, Nematoda, Chromadorea, Rhabditida, Aphelenchoididae. The record is from the annotation of a GenBank genome assembly.
AUGUGUGGAGAUGAAAAUGUAAGAACUUUCUUUACAAAACGUAACUAGGCAAGAACUUUCUUCACAGAACAUAAAAUGGCAAGAACUUUCUUUACAAAACAAAAAUGGCAAGAAAUUUCUUUAAAAACAAGAAAUGGCAAGAACUUUGUUUACAAACCAAAAAAUAGCAAUAACUUUCUUUACAAAACGAAAAAAGGCAAGAACUUGCUUUACAAAACAAAAAAUGGCAAGAACUUUCUUUACUCUACCCCAGAAUAUAAAUGUUCUUUAGUUUUGCUACCCCGGCUUAGACGAUUAUGGCCGUCGUCGCUAUGGUAAACCUUUCAACUGUUCUCUACUGCCCUACAUAAAACAGUACCAUUUGACCGAACGUGAAUCUCAAGCAACGCCAAAUGACUAUGAAACUUUGAAUGACACUUGGAUCCCAGUGUUUGCCACUUCUGUAUCUGACAAUCAUUUUGGUGAAUUGAGAAAAAUGGCAAAAAAUAUUUUGAAAAUUUUUGGAAAUUUCAAAUUGAUCGUUUAUGACUUGGGAUUGAAUAGCACUAAUGUAAGUAUAUAUUAUGUACUUUUGUAUUGAAACUUCUGUACGGGAUACGGUAUCAUACCAUAAUUUUAAAAGCUAAUCAAAAUAAAACUAUAAUAAAAGAAAAACUUUUAGGUGAAAGAGCUGUCAUCCUGGUGCCAAGUAGAGUAUCGUAAAUUCAACUUUUCCAAAUACCCUCCCCAUGUUACCAAUCUAUUCAACUAUGCUUUCAAAAUGACAAUAAUCGAGACUCUUCAAGAUACCAAAACUUUCUUCUACCUAGACUCAAGUGGUCGAUUCGACCGCAAAUCCCACAUUCAAAUUCUACAUCAUGUAAAGAAUGGCACAAUACCCCCAUUAGCUAUAUUCACAAGAACUUGGCAUUCUGUAUAUUCAACUACUCAUCCGGGUAUGUUCGAGUACCUACCAUUACCUAGACACUACGCCGAACUUGUCGAAUACCAAGCCGUACUAUUCGUAUCAGACUCGCCUUACACUAGAAAGGCCUUAAAAUGGUACACUUUGUGCGCUUUGACCCAAAAUUGCAUCCAACCGGUUGGCAGCAAGCAACAAUGUCAAUAUCCAUAUAGGAAGAUGAAUGUCUCGAUUGAUGACGAAAAUGCGGUCGAAACUAUCAUGCAAUCAAGAUAUAUUGUCACAGACUAUCUAAAAUGUCACAGAUAUGACCAAAGCUUCUGGAAUAUCUUCUGGAUUACCAUGUUAUUCGACCCGGAGGAACGGUGGGCGGCCAAGCUAUUCAAAUUGAAGGAAUGGCCAGAAAUAUUGACCAGAAAGUUCGUCAUAGACAUUGGAAGACGACGACAGUUAAUGUGGAGAACUUACGAAUGGUAUUUCUUAACAUGGUGGCAAGAUAGCCGAAAUACGACACUUGAUUUACCUUGUUAUAACAAUGUUACGAACGAAAAUAGCCAGAAUAAAAUCGUUUUUUAAUCGUAAAACAAUUAUUUGUUAUUUUAAAUACCUGAAAAUUUGUGAGAAGAUGUUUCAGGUAA